AUGGCUGACCUCCCGCAAUGGAUACCGAACGACGACGACGAUGUGGUUCUUGGUACGACCCCGGUUACCAACCUGGAGCAAGCGGACGACAUUCUCCUUCUCUCGACGACAGCACGGGGCCUGCAGAGGAAGAUGUCUGGACUGUUUCGGUGGUGCGGCAGGAACUUCAUGAUCAUCAACAGUGUCAAGUCCGAGGUCAUGGUGUUUGGAACCCGCUCCACCGACAUGCCCCAGUUUCGGUUCGGCGAUGAGGUGGUGUCGGUAGUGGAUGCGCAGUCCUACAUCGGCUUCAAGGUCUCGUCAAAACCACGGAUGCUGCUGUCGCGACAUUACGACGAGAAGGCAGAGCAGGCACGUCAGGUGGGACUCAGUAUCUGUGGCCUAGAAGCACUGAUUGGAAAGAUGCCCGUGCCUCAUCUCCUCAAGCUGUACCAAUCGCUGGUGGACCCUCACCUGACGCACGGGUGUGAAAUCAUCCUCGAUACGGUGGCCAACCAGUUACAGAAGCUGGAACGGGUCCAGUUAGCAUUUCUGAGACGGGUGUUGGGCGUAGGCGAGCGCAGCAUACGCGUGGUCCUGUUCACGGAGACGGGCAUGCUCCCCAUCCGUAUUCGACGCCUGCUGCUCGCGAUCGACUGUGUCCGCUACUAUGUACGGCUACCUCGGGGACACCUGGCUCGGGAGGCGUUUGAAAGAGGCUAUGGCACUGGACGCGAUGGGGAAGGGCAACUGGGUAGCAGACUUGCGAGCUGUGAUUUCGGAGCUGCCCUACUCGACGUCAUUUCCGGACGCCCAGUCGGGGCUGACAAAUGGCUACACACGCUCCUCGAGGACAACGAACUGCUAUACCUGCUACACGGGAGGAAGGAGCGAGUGGGAUCGGGUGAAGUUAGAGUGGUGCGACGGUCUUUGCGGGGGUACCUCAGAAUCGGGAAUCGAGACCACCGUGUGGCGCUCACCAAACUACUGGUCGCAAACCACACCCUUCGCUCGGUAACUGGUCGGUGGGCAGGCAUACCACUAAACGAGCGGUGGUGCCGAAUGUGUGGACAGGCGGAAGAGACACCCGAACACGUCCUAUUGGAAUGUCGUGGGGUCGCUGAGGUGAUCACCCAGAGACAGAGGGUGCGACAGCUGCUAAUGAACGUCUUGAAGCCAGACGAUAUGGAACGCAUCCGAAGCGUGGGGAGCAGGGGCACCGACCAACUGCGCAUUCUCAUCAGCAUCGACAAGGCCAGCGUGAUAGUGGCACCCUUUGCGUACAAGGUCAUGAAGACGCUUCGACAGGUAGCAUCGUAA
Molecule: messenger RNA, 1299 nt
Organism: Coprinopsis cinerea okayama7#130
Lineage: Eukaryota; Fungi; Basidiomycota; Agaricomycetes; Agaricales; Psathyrellaceae
Exons: 2
Coding region: 1-1299 (432 amino acids)
Source: RefSeq, a predicted model, not a curated record